AUGGCGACAACUGGAGGUGCGUUCAUUGCAGGCGGUAUCGCGGCAUGCGGUGCGGUCACAGUCACUCACAGCUUCGAGACGGUGAAGAUCCGUCUGCAGUUGCAGGGUGAAUUGCAAGCCAAGAGUGAGGCUGCUAAGAAGUACAAAGGUGUGCUGCAUGGUGUAAAGGUCAUCCUGCAAAAUGAGGGACCUCGGGGUUUGUUCCGGGGUAUUGGAUCUGCCUAUGUAUACCAAAUCCUGCUGAACGGCUGCCGUCUGGGCUUCUACGAGCCCAUCCGCUCAAACCUCACAUCCACCAUCUACAACGACCCCAAGGUCCAAUCCCUUGGUGCCAAUAUCUUUGCAGGUGCCGCUUCUGGUGUCAUCGGAGCUGCUGCCGGAUCGCCCUUUUUCCUUGUGAAGACUCGUCUCCAGUCAUACUCGCCUUUCCUCCCGGUGGGCACUCAGCACAACUACAAGAACUCGAUCGACGGAUUGAGCAAGAUCUACAAAGGCGAGGGUAUCAAGGGUAUCUACCGUGGUGUCGGAGCUGCCAUGAUCCGUACUAGUUUCGGCAGUUCCGUCCAGCUCCCCACAUACUUCUUUGCCAAGCGCCGUCUGACCCGCCACUUGGGCAUGGAGGAGGGUCCUGCUCUGCACCUGACCAGUAGUGCAGUGUCUGGCUUCGUUGUGUGCUGCUUCAUGCACCCUCCCGACACGAUCAUGGCCCGUAUGUACAACCAGACUGGUAACCUGUACGGCGGUGUCUUCGACUGUCUUCUCAAGACCGUUCGCACCGAGGGUCUUUUCGCCAUCUACAAGGGCUUCUUCGCCCAUCUGGCCCGCAUUCUACCCCACACCAUCUUAACCCUCAGUCUGGCUGAGCAGACCAACAAGUUGAUGCGGCGCGUCGAAGAUCGGGUUCUGCCCGACUCUUUCCGUGAAGGAAUCUAA
Penicillium brevicompactum is the source of this 933-nucleotide messenger RNA. Its product is annotated as putative mitochondrial oxaloacetate transporter (Oac). The transcript is spliced from 6 exons. The coding region runs from base 1 to 933 and encodes 310 amino acids. Lineage: Eukaryota; Fungi; Ascomycota; Eurotiomycetes; Eurotiales; Aspergillaceae. The record is from RefSeq and is a predicted model, not a curated record.